This is a messenger RNA of Rhinichthys klamathensis goyatoka, 1947 nucleotides long. Its product is annotated as protein O-glucosyltransferase 1-like. Bases 73 to 1920 code for a protein of 615 amino acids. The transcript is spliced from 16 exons. NCBI's taxonomy places the organism in Eukaryota, Metazoa, Chordata, Actinopteri, Cypriniformes, Leuciscidae. Gene Ontology annotation, cellular component: mitochondrion. The record is from RefSeq and is a predicted model, not a curated record.
UGUCAGACCAUACUAGUACAUUGAUCGAUUUCUCCUCAAAUCGAGCCAAGCACGGUUAAUUGAUGCAGAAAAAUGGAGCUGCUGUGUCUGCUCAUACCGUCUUUCUUUCUGUUGCUGAAUGGACUUGAAUUUUGUCUUUCUGAUAACGAAAAACGUUGGCAGUCAUUCAUCAGGUGGAUCACAGAAGCCACAAAUAAUUACCAGCCAUGCAGUCAGGAGAACUGCAGCUGUCAUCUGAGUGUCAUGAAAGAUGACCUUAGGCCAUUUAAAAAUGGCAUAUCUGAGGGGCUCAUGGCAGACACAGUCCAAAGAGGUGUUGGUACGCACUACCAGGUAAUAGGUAACAAGCUGUACAGAGAACAAAGCUGCAUGUUUCCAGCAAGAUGCAGCGGUGUUGAGCACUUCAUCCUAAAAGUGAUUGACAGGUUGCCAGAUUUGGAGGUGGUGAUUAAUGUGCGUGACUAUCCACAGGUUCCUGGAUGGGUUCAGCCAGUCUUGCCUGUACUUUCCUUCAGUAAGACACCAGACUACCAGGACAUCAUGUACCCUGCAUGGACAUUCUGGGAGGGAGGUCCUGCUGUAUGGCCCAUCUACCCCACUGGACUAGGCCGAUGGGAUCUCAUGAGGGAUGACCUGAAAAAAUCAGCUGCACGAUGGCCCUGGAAGAAGAAAAGCCCAAAAGGAUUCUUUAGAGGCUCUAGGACCAGUUCAGAGAGGGACCCUCUGAUCCUUCUCUCAAGGGAAGCCCCUGACCUUGUGGAUGCAGAGUACACCAAGAACCAGGCCUGGAAGUCAGAGAAGGACACUCUGGGUAGACCCCCGGCGAAGGAAAUUCCCCUAGUUGAACACUGUGAAUACAAAUACCUCUUUAACUUCAGAGGUGUUGCUGCUAGUUUCCGUUUGAAGCAUCUGUUCCUGUGUGGCUCACUGGUUUUUCACGUCGGGGAAGAGUGGCUUGAGUUCUUCUACUCUCAGCUCAAACCCUGGGUUCACUACAUCCCUGUCAAACAGGACUUGUCUGACCUCAGCUUGUUGAUGUGUACCGCACGGCGGCAGGAUUUAUGUGGGGGGACAGAUGCAAAUGGACCUGGGGGCUCACAUCUGGGUCCUCUCGAGGCUCUUCUUGGGCUCACUCUUCCUCGUGUGUAUGCGGCUGAUAGUACCUCUGCACAGGUACUAUCCACACCACAACACAUAGGCAAGCCAGAGUUCCCUGACACAGGAUGGGACCGCAUCAAAGAUCUUUUUAGCAGGGGUGAAGGUGAGAUGUACUCAGAGGAGUUAAGGAAUAUAGUAAAGUGUGGAAUUGCUGCAGCGAUAGUAGGGAUGGUCUAUGGAGGCCUACCAGGAGCCAGACAUGCUCGUGAGAGAUUUAUUCAGCUCAGCCAGGCUUCAAUGUACCAGAACAGAGUGGAUGCGGUGCGCUCUGCACAUAAUGCAGCUAUUCGUGGGUUUGUGAGCCUUGGCUCGAGGUGGAGCUGGAGGGUAGCAGCAUUUGUGACCCUGUUUAACACUGUAAAUACUGGCUUGACAGUGUAUAGAAACAAAGACGCUCUGAGCCAUUUCACUGUUGCAGGUGCUGCAACAGGAGGAUUGUUCAGGCUGAAUCUGGGACUUAGAGGGCUGCUGGCUGGUACAGCCAUAGGAGCUGUGAUGGGGUUGCCGGCUGGAGUUUUAAUCAUGGGUCUGCAGAAGCUGGGGGGCGAGACUAUACGUGACAAGAGGCGACGAGAAAGACAAGAGUUAUAUGAGCUGAGAGUCACUGAAUGGAAUGCUCGUCUAAAGCUUACAGAGGAUCUAAUUGGAGAAAUGAGGAGUGAGAAACACCAGGACACUGAUAAUGACCUUCAAAGAAUAGAGGAGCUGCUUAGUCAACCAAGGAAUGAGAAAGGGGAAAACGCAGUAACAUCAGAGACUUGAGAGUGCUAAUAGAAAAAAAACUCAAUG